UCUUCAAGGUCGUGACAUGCGCGCGCAUUGACAUUAGUAGAGGGAGGCAGCUGCAUGCCAUUCCAUUCCUCUUUCCCCUCCUUCCACAUCCCAGUCUUCUCCACCCACGCCACCAAACCCCCGAGAUCACGCGAGCUAUAUAUACGCUGCAUAUUUGAUAUUCCCCCGGCCCUGCAAGGCGAGCCCCGGCCGUAUUACUUGCUGAGAUCGAGAUCGAUGGGGCUGCGGACCUGCGGCGCCAUGGAAGGCGAGCUCGUUGUCGCCUCGCCUUUCUUCGAGUGGUUGAAGCCGCCGCUGGCGUCGCCGUCCUCGUCGAGAGCGUCGUCGUCCAUGGCGUCCGGGCAUCGAGAGGAUCGCAGCAGCGUGCCAUGCUUGCCCCUGCUCCGCAUGCUCGAGGAGGGGAAGGGGGCUGGUGGUGACCAUGAGCACCCUGCGUCUGCAGUCAAGGAAGAGAUCAUGAGCGGUGCGGCCGGGGUGCUGGGGCCUGGCGUGGAUCUGAAUAUCGGCUUGCCGGUUGGUGGAUCUUGCGAUGAUGACAUCAUGGAAGAGGAGGGCCAGGAGGAAGAUCUAGAUGAUGGCCACGACUGUGACGAAGAGGAGGAGGAGGAAGAGGAGGAGAUGGAUGAGUUGAAACCUGCGCAUGGCGGUUGCAAGGUGGAGGGAGAGGAGAAAGAGGAGCACGGCGAGCCGGUGGUCUCGGCUGGAGGAUCAAACAGCGUCAGCAUGCCGGAGUUCGGCGUGGUCGGAGCAGAGAGCGGCGUGCCCAUGAGCUGCGAGUACUGGAUCCCGACGCCGGCGCAGAUCCUCGUCGGCCCGGUGCAGUUUGUCUGCCAUGUCUGUAACAAGAGCUUCAACAGAUACAAUAACAUGCAGAUGCACAUGUGGGGCCACGGGCGGGAGUACCGCAAGGGCCCGGAGUCGCUCAAGGGGACGCAGACGGUGGCGCUGCUGAAGGUGCCGUGCUACUGCUGCGCCGCCGGGUGCCGGAACAGCGUGUCCCACCCGCGCGCGCGGCCGCUCAAGGACUUCCGCACCCUGCAGACGCACUACAAGCGCAAGCACGGCGCCAGGCCCUUCCGCUGCCGCCGCUGCGCCAAGCCCUUCGCCGUCAAGGGCGACUGGCGCACGCACGAGAAGAACUGCGGCAAGCGCUGGUUCUGCGCCUGCGGCUCCGACUUCAAGCACAAGCGCUCACUCAACGACCACGUCCGCUCCUUCGGCGGCGACCACCUCCCCGUCGUCCUCAUCGACGGCGCCGCCGCCCCCGCCCCCGCGCCCGCCGAGGACCGCCGCAUCAUACGCUUCCAACGGUGAGAUAGACCGGGCCGUCGGUCUAGCUCAUCGAUCGUGUAAUACAUGCUGUAGAUCAUAUCCACGCUCGUAUAUACCUAUAUAUACACCAUAGAUGCAAUGCAUGCAUGCAUGCAUGCAUGAUUCGUCAUACUACAUGCAAUGCACGCAAAUGCAAGAGGAGCAACGGGGUAACUGAUAGCGCAAUAAGGGGGUCCUCGAUCGACCAGUUGCUAAAAGCUGUGAAGUAGCUGAAUUUUCUUCCGCCGGAGUGGGAGCUGCAGGCAGUACGUACUAGCUAGUAUUAGGCUACCAAUGCAGCUUUGUAAUGGAGAAAAUUUAUCAGCUUCACAGGCUUACUAAACUGGUACUUACUUUGGACCUAGUACUGUAUACAUAGCAUUUUGAACAUGAGACCUAGCAAUUUAUGAGUACGUAUAUAAACGUUUACUACUUUUCUGUUGUAAUCUUUGAAGUUGUUGAAUUUUCAUUACUGCCA
Molecule: messenger RNA, 1789 nt
Organism: Hordeum vulgare subsp. vulgare (domesticated barley)
Lineage: Eukaryota; Viridiplantae; Streptophyta; Magnoliopsida; Poales; Poaceae
Product: protein TRANSPARENT TESTA 1-like
Exons: 2
Coding region: 55-1314 (419 amino acids)
Biological process (GO): anatomical structure development; regulation of gene expression
Cellular component (GO): nucleus
Molecular function (GO): DNA-binding transcription factor activity
Source: RefSeq, a predicted model, not a curated record